UAAGCCUUCAAAUAUUGAUGUCUUUGUUUUAUUCCAAUCCAACCAUUUACUUUGAUGGGAAUGGGAAAUAUUCUAACAUUUAUUUUUGUUGCAUUCAAAAGGUGAUUUGCCGAAUUCUAAGUCUAGGACUCGUAAGAAUGAUUCGUUCAAGUAUGUAGUGGAUAAAAUGAAGGAUCCGGGUCAUGAGGAGGAUUCUAGUUCGGACCAGUUUGACAGGAAGAAGGUGAAAGGAUGUGGUAAAGAUAAGAACGAAGAGAAAAAGACGGAUCAUGAUGAAGAGUCCAGUGGUUUUACAGACCAUUAUGACACAAAGAGUCUGAGGAGAGAUGGCAAAGAGAAGGGGAAGGAGAGAAAGAAAGGAAGAAGCUCGGAGCCUGUCCGCAAUAGGUUCAGAGAAUCAGGAAGGUUGGGAGAGGAUGAGGUUGGGGAUGAAAAUUAUGAGGAUCAGGGACGGGAGGAGAGCAAGUAUGUGAUUUGAUCGACUUCCUGUGAUGAUAAUUUUACUACAAGGUGUAUUCCAUUGGGGAAUGUGUACUGACUUAUUGAUUCAAAGUGAAUUUCUGGAGCUGAACAAUCUUGAGAGGAAGAAAAAGAAGAGUGCUGAAAGAGCGAAAGCGCUGUUUAUGGAGAAUUUUGUUGGGUCCGUGGAGAGAGACGCAGAAGGUUUCAAGAAAUCGGCGGCGGAAUUGGAAAAGGAAUGGUGAGUAUACUUUAUAUUUGGAAAUACUUGCCUGCGUACUGACUGGAAUAGGAUGAUCGAACAGAACAAGUUCAUAACCAGCUUCCAUGCUACUUAUGCUUUUGCAUCGCCAUUCAGAAUCGAGAAGAAAGGUGCGAAACAUGAGAAUGACAUUCAUGAUUUUGCCUUGAAUCAUGGAAGGGGCAAAGAUAUGAUUGCACGGGCUUUGGAAAUAAUUUCUCAAUUCGACAAGCUGGCUAGGAAGAAUGUUACGAAGGAGUUUGAAGGAUUACUUGGUAAUGAAUGGGGUAAAGAGGAUGACCAGAUUGCGAAGAUGCUCGAACUGGGAAAGACUGUAGGGUUGAAUAAGUUCGAGUGUAUCAUCAAUGCUUCAAAGCCGGAAGAGACCUUGGAUACGGAUGCGAUCGAAGUCUCGAACCAAAUCUUCCCGGUUGUUGAGGAGGGGAAUUCUAUUGGAUGGGGAAAGGAGGCAAAGAAACAUCAGAGGGCAAAUAGGAAAUUGCUCAAGGCUUUUGAAAGCAAGGUCUAAAAGAUGAUGAGAGGAAUGCCAUAGAGAGCAAAGGGAGACUUACAGAUUUUGCUUGUAACUAUUUUAGGCUUCGGUAUGUUUGCUAUCGGCACAUACAUCCUA
Sclerotinia trifoliorum is the source of this 1331-nucleotide messenger RNA. The record is from the annotation of a GenBank genome assembly. Lineage: Eukaryota; Fungi; Ascomycota; Leotiomycetes; Helotiales; Sclerotiniaceae.